Argiope bruennichi is the source of this 999-nucleotide messenger RNA. RefSeq lists its product as uncharacterized. The coding region runs from base 1 to 999 and encodes 332 amino acids. NCBI's taxonomy places the organism in Eukaryota, Metazoa, Arthropoda, Arachnida, Araneae, Araneidae. Gene Ontology annotation, molecular function: catalytic activity. The transcript has 2 exons. The record is from RefSeq and is a predicted model, not a curated record.
AUGAAUGCUCACCACAUUAAUUGGAACUGCAGAUCAUCUAAUAGUACGGGGAAAGCCCUUGCUGAUUUAGCAAACAGUAAAAAUCUUGAAAUCUUAGCGCCUCAAACCCCAACUAGAUUCGGUCCCAACUCUGCAUCAACUAUAGAUUUAGCAAUUACCAAAAAUUUCUCCUACAAACACCAAAUAACAUCCAUCCCCGAUCUGCCCUCCGACCACAACCCAAUAGAACUCAAAUAUGACUUCAAUAUCACCCCAAUAAUCAUUAAUAGACAAAAAGUCACUACUGACUGGGAGAACUAUAAAAAAUUCCUAAACACAAAUGUAGAACUGAGAAUUCCUGAUAUUCGUACCCAUAAACAACUUGAAACUGAAAUCCAAAAACUAAUGUCCGACAUUACUGACGCGUAUAAUAAUAGUUCAAGACCCCUAAAGCUCCAUGAGCAAUUAUAUCUACCUCCCAACAUCAGGGAACUUAAAAAAUUACGAAAUAGAGCUAAAAAGAACUGGCAAAAUAAUAGGGAUCCAGUCUCUAAAAAUAGAUACAAUAGGGCUCAAGAAAAAUUUAGAACUGCCAUAACCUUAUACAAUAGUAAUAUCUACCUGAAACAAAACGAAACCCUAAAUGCUCAGGACAAUUCACUCUGGAGAGCAACGAAGAGGCUCAAACAAAAGCGGUCCCCAAUCCCCCAGUUAAUUGACCCAAUCUCUAAACUUCCUGCACAUACUGAUAUCCAGAAGGCUGAAAUAAUUGCAGACCAUUUUGAAGAUCAAUUCAAACCAAACAACCUUCCCAACAAACAAAUGGAGAAUAUGGUUCAAAAUACAAUAGAAAACUAUCUUAAACAGAACCCUAAUUACAACUACGAUCAAACCCAUCCUAACAUAUGCAUGCCCGGUUUGGGCUGCCACCGCCAAAACAAACCUCAACAAAAUCAUAGUACUGGAAAACAAAACCAUCAGAAUGAUAACUGCAGCCAGAUGGUUCCACAGAAAUGUUGA